This is a messenger RNA of Zingiber officinale, 4769 nucleotides long. Its product is annotated as pleiotropic drug resistance protein 2-like. The record is from RefSeq and is a predicted model, not a curated record. Lineage: Eukaryota; Viridiplantae; Streptophyta; Magnoliopsida; Zingiberales; Zingiberaceae. Gene Ontology annotation, molecular function: ATP binding; ABC-type transporter activity; ATP hydrolysis activity. The transcript is spliced from 20 exons. The coding region runs from base 194 to 4564 and encodes 1456 amino acids. Gene Ontology annotation, cellular component: membrane.
CACCACUCCCUCCUUCUCCUCCUCCUCACUUGAGAAGAAGCUUUCAUUCGCUGUCACUAGUUUCUUCAUUUCCCUUUUCACCUCUUUACUUCUCCUCCUACUUCCGAAUGCGUGAUUAAUCAAACUGAAGAAGAAGAAUAAGAAGAAGUAGAAGUAGUAGUAGAAAAAGAAGAAGGGGAACAACCAGCUGGAAAUGACAAACGAUCUCACUAGAAACAGCAGCAGUCGGCGGAGCUGGGCUGACAGCUUCCGAGACCGAGCAGACGUAUUCCGGCGCAGCCUGGUGAUGGAGGAGGGCGACGAUGAGGAGAAUCUCAAGUGGGCAGCGCUAGAGAAGCUGCCUACAUACGACCGUAUGCGCAAGGGCAUAAUCCGUCAGGUGAUCGACAACGGAAACGUCAUCGCCAGCGAAGUUGAUGUCAACAAUCUUGGCCCCCAGGAUCGGAAGCGCCUCCUCGAGCAGAUCUUCAAGGUGGUGGAGGAGGACAACGAGCGCUUCCUCAUUCGCCUCCGCGAUCGAAUCGACCGGGUGGGGCUGGAACUUCCAAAGAUUGAGGUACGGUAUGAGAACAUAUCCGUGGAGGCAGAUGUUUAUAUUGGAAGCAGAGCACUACCCACCUUGUGGAAUUUCACCAUAAACAUUCUUGAGGAUAUCUUUGGUCUUGUAAGAUUCAACCAAUCCAGGAAAAAGACCAUAAAAAUUCUUAAGGAUGUCAGUGGAAUACUCAAGCCAACAAGAAUGACAUUGCUGCUUGGGCCUCCAGCCUCAGGGAAAACAACACUAUUGCUUGCACUAGCUGGGAAACUUGAUAAGAGACUAAGGCAAUGGGGUAAAGUCACAUACUGUGGCCAUGAACUCUCAGAAUUUGUUCCUCAAAGAACAUCUGCUUACAUUAGUCAGUUGGACAUUCACAAUGGUGAGAUGACAGUUAGAGAAACAUUGGAUUUCUCAGCACGAUGUUUAGGUGUGGGAUCAAGGUAUGAAAUGUUAUCAGAAUUGUCAAGACGAGAGAGAGAUGCAGGAAUUAAACCAGAUCCUGAGAUUGAUGCAUUCAUGAAGGCUGCUGCAGUUGAAGGACAAAGAACUAAUGUAUCAACUGACUACGUUCUAAAGGUACUUGGUUUGGAUAUAUGUGCAGACAUUUUGGUUGGUGAUCAGAUGCGGCGAGGCAUUUCUGGGGGGCAAAAGAAACGAGUGACAACGGGAGAGAUGCUAACUGGGCCUGCACGAGCACUCUUCAUGGAUGAAAUAUCAACUGGACUUGACAGUUCUACGACCUUUCAAAUAAUAAAGUUCAUUAGGCAAAUGGUUCAUGUCAUGGAUGGGACAGUGCUUAUAUCUCUCCUUCAACCUGCACCUGAGACAUUUGAACUUUUUGAUGAUGUUAUUCUAUUAUCAGAGGGUCAAAUAGUCUAUCAAGGUCCUCGAGAGCAUGUUGUUGAGUUCUUUGAGUUUGUUGGCUUUAGAUGUCCUGAAAGGAAAGGAGUUGCUGACUUUCUUCAAGAGGUAACUUCUUUGAAGGAUCAAGAACAAUAUUGGUACAAUAAGGACAAACCAUACCGUUUUAUUUCAGUCUCUGAGUUUGUGGAGCUUUUUAAGCAAUUUCAUGUCGGGCAAGAACUAUAUGCAGAGCUUACUAUUUCUUAUGAUAAAUCUAAAGCACAUCCUGCCGCACUGACAACACGGAAAUAUGGCAUUUCUAAUUGGGAACUUCUUAAAGCAUGUUUAUCAAGGGAGUGGUUGUUGAUGAAAAGAAACUCUUUUGUCUACAUUUUCAAGACAACCCAGAUAACUACACUUUCUUUAAUAGCCAUGACUGUGUUUCUAAGAACCAAAAUGCAUCAUGAAACAAUCCCCGAUGGCAACAAAUUUUAUGGUGCACUCUUCUUCACUUUAACCAAUGUCAUGUUCAAUGGAAUGGCAGAACUGGUGAUGACUGUUGAGAAACUCCCUGUGUUCUAUAAACAAAGAGAUUUCUUGUUUUACCCUGCUUGGGCUUUUGGCAUUGCAUAUUGUCUCCUCAGGAUCCCUCUUUCUUUCUUGGACACUGGAAUUUGGAUCAUACUUACCUAUUAUGUGAUUGGUUUUGCCCCUGCUGCAAGCCGGUUCUUCCGCCAGUUCCUAGCACUUCUCCUUGUACAUCAGAUGGCUCUUGGCCUGUUCCGCUUCAUUGCUGCAGCUGGAAGAACCAUGGUUGUAGCCAAUACAUUUGGAACAUUUGCUUUGCUUAUUGUUUUUGUGCUAGGAGGCUUUGUUAUUUCUAAAGAUGACAUCAAAUCCUGGUGGAUAUGGGGUUUCUGGAGUUCCCCUUUAAUGUAUGGGCAAAAUGCUAUUGCUAUUAAUGAGUUCCUUGAUCCAAGAUGGGGUGCACCAAAUAAUGACACCAACAUAGAUGCAUUAACUGUAGGAACUGCUAUACUCAAAUCUAGAGGAAUGUUUUCCCGUGGCUAUUGGUAUUGGCUUGCUAUUGGGGCUCUCAUCGGAUUUAUUAUUCUGUUCAACGUAUUAUUUGUCCUUGCGCUCACCUACUUGAAUCCUUUGGCAAGUGCACAAAAUGCAAUUGUUGAUGAGGAAUCUAGUAAGAAAAAGAAAACUUCAUCAAUAUUAAAUAGAAGGAUUGAAAUAAUAGGAAGUAUCGCACAUUCUGAUCCACAGGAUUUAUCAGAAUCAGCAAGGAGAAACAACUCUGAAACUUUUAGCGCUUCAGUACAUUCAGCAAAGCGAGGAAUGGUUUUGCCUUUCCAGCCUCUCUCUCUUGCUUUCAAUCAUGUGAACUAUUAUGUUGACAUGCCUGCUGAAAUGAAGAGACGAGGAAUUGAGGAAGAUCGUCUUCAAUUACUAUGUGCUGUAAGCGGUGCAUUUAGGCCUGGAGUUUUGACUGCAUUGGUUGGAGUAAGUGGAGCCGGAAAGACUACAUUGAUGGAUGUUCUAGCAGGAAGGAAAACUGGUGGUUAUAUUGAAGGGAGCAUUAGUAUUUCUGGUUAUCCUAAAAAUCAAGAGACUUUUGCUAGGAUAAGUGGUUACUGUGAACAGAAUGACAUUCACUCGCCAUAUAUGACUAUUUAUGAAUCACUUGUUUACUCUGCUUGGCUGCGUCUUGCACCUGAAAUUGACAAGCAGACACGAAUGAUGUUUGUGGAAGAGGUUAUGGAGUUGGUUGAACUUGACACUUUGAGAGAUGCUCUAGUUGGAGUUCCGGGGGUUGAUGGUCUAUCGACUGAGCAACGAAAAAGACUCACAAUUGCUGUUGAGCUUGUUGCAAAUCCUUCCAUCAUAUUCAUGGACGAGCCAACAUCAGGACUUGAUGCAAGAGCUGCAGCCAUAGUUAUGAGGACAGUCAGGAAUACAGUGGAUACAGGACGCACCGUUGUUUGUACGAUCCACCAACCAAGCAUAGAUAUUUUUGAAGCUUUCGAUGAGCUUCUUUUGAUGAAAAGGGGAGGUCAAGUUAUUUAUGCUGGCCCUCUUGGUCGCCACUCCCACAAGCUGAUCGAAUAUUUCGAAACAAUUCCAGGUGUACCAAAGAUCGUAGAAGGUGUGAACCCUGCAACAUGGAUGUUGGAAAUAAGUACUCCCCAAGUUGAGGCUAGCUUGAAUGUAGACUUUGCUGAAAUUUAUUCGAAUUCGGAACUUCAUAAACAAAUUCAAGAACUUAUCAAGGAAUUGAGCAUUCCACCACCAGAUUCUAAGGAUUUAUAUUUCCCUAAAAAGUACUCCCAGAGUUUUACUACUCAAUGUCAAGCUUGCUUUUGGAAACAAUAUUGGUCAUAUUGGAGAAACCCACAAUAUAAUGCUGUCCGAUUUUUCUUGACAGUCAUCAUAGCCUUAAUAUUUGGCACGAUGUUUUGGCAGAUGGGAGACAAGACUUCGACUCAACAAGACGUUUUGAAUCUAGUUGGAGCUUUCUAUGCUGCGGUCUUUUUCCUUGGUUCCAGCAACUCUAUCAAUGUGCAGCCUGUUGUGGCUGUUGAGAGAACAGUCUUCUAUCGUGAAAGAGCGGCAGGGAUGUACUCAGCCAUGGCCUACGCAUUUGCACAAGUGAGCAUUGAGGCACUAUACAUAUUUGUUCAGGGAUUCAUCUAUACAAUUCUCCUUUUCUCGAUGAUUGGCUUUACUUGGCAUGCGGAGAACUUCUUCUGGCUCUUCUACUUCAUUGUAAUGUCCUUUACCUACUUUUCACUUUAUGGUAUGAUGGCUGUGGCACUCACACCCAACCACCAAGUUGCCGGUAUUGUGUCUAGUUUCUUCUACAACUUCUGGAACUUGUUCUCAGGCUUCCUGAUUGCACGACCGGAUAUUCCCAUAUGGUGGAGGUGGUACUACUGGGGAAAUCCAGUAUCUUGGACAAUUUAUGGUGUCAUAGCAUCGCAGUUGGGGAAAAAGGGGGGCACCGUUCAGAUUCCUGGAGAACAUGAUAAACCACUUACAGAAUACUUGAAAGAUAACCUGGGUUAUGAGUAUAGCUUUGUUAAGUGGGCGGCAUUGACUAACUUGGGCUUUGUCAUCAUGUUCUUUUUUGUCUUUGCAUAUUCUAUCAAGUUCCUCAACUUUCAAAAGAGAUAGAUAAAUUCUUGGACUUAUACUUGUGAUGAAAGGACGAAAGGAAUAAAAAGUGUUUGCAGAAGUCACAGUUUCCCUUGGUAACAAAUUAAGUCCUUCAGCUGAAGCAUACUCUCAAUGUAAAUAAGUAUUAAUUGUGUCUUAUUAUGAAGUCACUUUUCUUGUACUACAAUAUUUUUAAAAUAUCUAUAUUGCGAGUAUCUGUUUA